Molecule: messenger RNA, 3336 nt
Organism: Dicrocoelium dendriticum
Lineage: Eukaryota; Metazoa; Platyhelminthes; Trematoda; Plagiorchiida; Dicrocoeliidae
Source: the annotation of a GenBank genome assembly
AAUAAAGUUCGAUCACGGAACAACACUAACACACGUGUAAUGUACGUUCCCCUGCUUCAUCGACUUUUAUCCUUUUAAUUCAGGCGUUCAAACGUUUUUUCUCUCUCUAGUUGUCCUCUUUGCUACGUGUUCCCAGACUAUCUUUUAUUAGAAGAGCUACUCGUUUCUGCGUUUAAGGACUAUCCUUUGUGGAAUGGUGUAUGACAAAUAUCUUCCUCUCCUCGAUCAUCACUUGAUUGCUCUCGCUGCACAACUGAAAUUAUGUGUUUUUACAUCUUUUUCGUUUCAGAACUGCCGCGGCGAUUUUUCAUUUAGCGCUGUCGCACACUUGGUUACCUUACUGUCACUCAUCACAAACUCUGAGUUCACUAUGUUUACUGUUGAUGAGAGUGAAAAUGAUACAAAGGACAUCGAAAUAGCUGCCCGUUUUCGUCAGCACAUCCUUCGCGACCCCACGGAGACUAUUUACGACGAUGAUGCGCGGAUCGUUUUCGAUCACAUGCGUGGCCAAAGCAAUUCUAUGGUGUACAGAUCUACCCAGUACUCUUGGCUUGUCGACGCUGUGAAUAAUGACGAAUUCGUCCAAUUCUAUCUUCGCUACGUCCGAUUGCUAUGUGAGACUUCAGAGACGGAUUAUUUGACCAAACCGAAGAAUCAUGCGACAAGCAAUUUUAUCAAGCUGCAGAUGCUGGUAUGGAAUGUAACCGACAAAUCGGACACGUUAUGCUUUAAGCUGGCUUUGAAGGAAUUGCCCUUCUUCCUUUUCCUGUUGCUCAAGGUGCCUCAGCUACACCCUACCACUUGUCUCACAGAAACCAACAUUCGGUUACUCGUCCAUUCUUCUAUCGGCGUGCUUCACAACAUCAUGAAUCAUGUGCCCAACGUGAGAGCAAGUUACCGUAAGUACGGUGGCUUCCGUGCCUUAUCCCAGUACGUGACUGCCACCAGCACGGACGGAUCGCGGGAUAUCAGUCAACAAGCUCUACUGCACUAUCUGUCGUUACGCACUGCUGCGUUACUUGUUCUGUCUUUUUUGGUGGAUGAAAAAGAGAAUGAGUCGUUGCAUACUAAUGAUUCAUACAUCGUCUACUUACUUUCCGCCUUAGAUGAUGCACUGAGCUCUUCCUUCAACCUUUACUCGACCAAGUAUGGUUAUCAGGCUGAGGAGCUGCUUGCUGGGCUACAAAACCUUGCUGGGCCAGACAGGAACAAAGUUGCCUUAAUAGCCAACGAUGCAAUGCGGUACAUUGAAAAAGCAUUGCUCGUCGCAUGCGAGAUGAAGUUUCCAUGCGCACCUGAAAAUGCUACUUUCCCGUCCACAUACAACACUUCGCAUGCAGACUCGUUGGCUGAGAAAUCGUUAGAAUUCUUGUGGUCACUCACUUUUAUACCGGAAAGUCAUUCUUGUUUGACGCCUGGGUCGGAUUUUCGCCGCUUGUUCGAGCGGUUUGCAACGGAACCAGAUUGGUCUAAAAACUGCCGACGCGUGGCCCAAGGCGUUCUAUUCAAUCUCCAAGCAUCCCGUGUCCUCUCACCGCUUGCCCCUGGGGACAUAGUAUCUCAGAUGGCGGUCGACAGACGACAGCCCCGUCGUCGUGGUCAUUUGAUGGUCAGUUACCAGCAUAGCACCAAAGAAAUAAUGCUAAAAGUCCGAGAUGCGCUCAUUGAACGAGGCUACUUGAUUUGGAUGGACGUGGACUAUAUGCGUGGUUCCUUUGUCGACGCAAUGGCUCAAGGCAUUCAAGAAGCCUCGGGGAUGAUCUUGGGCGUAUCACAGGCGUUCAAGCUUUCCCCACAUUGUCGUCAAGAGGUCAAGUACGCGUACAAUCUGGGCUUGCCUCUGUUUCCUUUGCAACUGGAGCCAAAUUUUGUCGCCGAUGGUUGGUUGGGACUGCUUUUAGCAACAAUCAUCCACAUCCCCCUAGCGAACGAAUCGAUGCUGCAUACUGCAAUGGAUAAACUUACAGAGCAACUAGGCGAUUUGGGUCAUCGGUCCCGGGCGGCCUCAGACCAAGCAGCUGAAUACACCAGACUCUUGAGCUUUAAUUCUAUCCUGGAGUCUCCUGGUUCUCCGCACUCACCGGCUGUCCAACCCGACAGAAAGCGCAAUUUUCGCGCACAUUCAUUGCCACAUGAACAGACACGUAUUACUUCACGCGAUGAAUCGUCUACAUCCGACACCGCCCACAACGUGGCACCUCUCCCUGCGCUCUCUUUGGCAGCUUCUUCCCCACACAACCAACCCAAUCCGGUCCUAUCCAUUUCACCGUGUGACGAAACUCCCCGGUUUUUAUGCUCAUGGGCUUCCACUGACCUAUCUCGUUGGGUAGAUCAGGUGGGUUUGUCACAGUACCAAGCUGUGUUGUCCGAUCUAACUGGACCUAUGCUUGCUGAACUGGUUCGUCUGCGUUUGGUCGCUCCGGAAAGUCUGUGUACAAGUUUGUAUCGGGAUUGGCACAUGCCCUUAGUCGACCAACUACGUUUAUUUGUUGCUUUAUCUAGACUCAGUGUGCCAAACUCUCAUACUUCACACGCUCAACCAUAGGCCAAUACGGUCUCUCAGUUUGUCCCGAUCUCCUCCCUUCUUUUUUAUUGCCCUUGUGCCUUUUUGUGACCAUGGGGCUUGCGCCGUAUUCUCCCCAUCAGAUCCAAGAUUGUACUACUAUUUUGAAUUUUUGUUUUAAUUUUGCCGCUUUUUGCGAGCAAGCACGCUUAUAUCCUUUUAACUAAGUGUUUUUCUAAGCGUCUGCACACAUUCCCUGAUGUUUUCCUUUGAUCGUUUCCGCCUCAUAUCCUUCCCGCCAUCUGAAUGCUAUCUCUAUCACUGGUGUCAUCUCUCUUUUGAACCUUUGAAUUUGAAGGUUUCGUGUGCAUCUAUCUUUGAAGCGAAGUAUAUUUGUAUCAUAUAAUUGGAAUAGUGUUAUUUAAGCCCAUUGAGUGGGCUACUGUAAGGGUGGAAUCUGUUGGCAUGGGUGAUCUCUACUUGAUGAAAGUGCUCUCCUUGCAGCCCUUCCUAUCAUCGUCACAAAUCAUCUCCAUUCUCACUUCCUCUAUACAAACUGAACGGAACAUACCUCUUCGAUCAACCUUCUCGAACGAAGUGACUCUUUUCUAUCACCUAGUUUACAGUUUAACACACCCGUUAGACUGUGGUCCCUUGCUCAGUUCGUGCAGUUGCUUGCGUUAUUCCAAAAUUUGUUCACUGGUCCUCUUACUGCUUUUGCACACCGGUUUCCCCGUCUACAGCCUGCGUUUCUCAUCCCACAUCUCGCUAACAUAGAUGUAUACUAGAACACACAAAGAAUACCCUUUACAUAACAGAACCACUGUUAUUUC